Molecule: messenger RNA, 1489 nt
Organism: Centruroides sculpturatus (bark scorpion)
Lineage: Eukaryota; Metazoa; Arthropoda; Arachnida; Scorpiones; Buthidae
Exons: 6
Coding region: 374-1291 (305 amino acids)
Source: RefSeq, a predicted model, not a curated record
CGAUAACAGAUGGAGCCUCUUUGUCACCUAUUCUUGUUACAUAUUUAAAAAUCCUUUUUCUUUCUUAAUUGUUUAUGUAUUUAGUAUUUUAUAAAUUUAAUGACAUGAUAAAAUAAAUAUUUGUGUUAAAAGAAGGGAAGUAGGAAAAUGUAAAAGAGUGAUCAUUUACAUUUAGCGAAUUUUUCGGACAUUUUAUGACAUAAAUCGGCAUAACCGGUUCGGGGCACGUGACCGAGUCAACAUCGGCGGGAAGUCACCAUGGUAACAGGAAGAGCAACAAUGGAUGGUCAGUAAAUCGAACAACGGUUACGAUGAAUAUACUGAAUUUAAUAAUAACUUACCAUUUAUUUGAAAGAUUUUAAAAAAUGUCGGAAUGUGGGGAAGUCUGGCAAUAUUUCCAGUCUGUGCAAUCUUGCUAUGUCUUUUAAGUCUCUUACUUCAAAUAAUUAUAUUACCUUCUUCUCAUUGGGGAGAAUAUUCAGCUAGAAAAGAUCGAGGAAAUCAAGAAGAAGUUGGUCAUUAUGGUCUCUGGAAUCUCUGUUUUCGAAAAGGUCAGCACAUAAUCAUAGAUUGUGAUCAAUUAGACACAUUCUUUCGAAGACCUCCACACAUUGAAGCGGCUGGAUACAUAGCAAUUAUACACAUAUUAUUACUGCUGACAUUUCUUCCUUUUGCAGUCAUUCGUAUAAUUCAAAUUAUCAAGAAAACUUCAAAGUUUGUCAUUCGUCCAAAUCGCCUAUGCAUUAUUAAAGUAACGCUAUCUUUUAUAAUAGUGAUUUUUGCCAUUUUAACUACUGUGUUAGCAAGCAUUGGAGAGAAUAGAUUUGUAGAUUAUGUUGUGGAUAAAGGUUGGGCAUUUUGGGUUCAGAUAUUCAUACUGGUGGUGGAUAUAUUCCUAGGACUAGUAUGCGCACUGGAAAACAUACAAUAUUGGCAGCAACAAACAUUCGAAGCAGCUACAAGAGAUCCAGAAGGUGAAUUCAGUGAAACCUACGGUAAUCCAACAUUCGAAUCCCCACGUUCUGUUAGAAAAUACGGUUCCGAACUGAGCAUAGCGUAUACAGAUGCCAGCGGGCAUCCCUACCCUCCCAGGGAAAUAUCCCCUAAACAUCAGCAGAGGAGUGUCGGGAGGGGUGGACGUCUAAACGGUGCCAAUUCUAUCGAUCGACAAAUAACCGAUGUUCGCACGAGAGAAGGUGGAGCGACUGUCAUCACAAUCGGAAACAUGACCUACGAAAAUCCCUCUUUCAAAGAAAUUUCCCCUCAUACUAGAAGGAAGUAUCGCGUAUGAACGUUGCCGCGAUCGUAUAUGAUGCACACCAGUUGUCUUAGUUUUUUUUUUAACCGUUAAUUCUCUUCUUUCUCUUGAAAUAUUUCGGGAUUAAAAAAUAAUGUAAAAUUCGUCUAUAAAAAAUCGAUUUUUUUGUAAAUCUAUUUGCCAAAGAAACAAAGACGUUUAUAUAGAUUAUAUAAAAAUCAUUAUAUUAAU